GUAUUUUAAAUAAAAGAGAACAUAUCGUUCAGCGUCAGUAGUGUUCCGUCACUGGAGAGUUAACAUACCGCAGUAUUUUCCUAUGAUACUGUUGUGAAAGAACGUAACUUACAAAACACCUGGCUUAAUUUUUUGCUGUAGGCAGGAACUACAAAAUUAUUGUGUUAAUACGCGAAGGAUUUAUUUACAUCUCGUGAUAAGAUCUUGUGAUUUAUAUAGUUUUUUGAAAAUAGUUUAAACAGAAACAUGAAGUGUGAUUAUUCUAAGACGUUGCUACAGUUUCUCGUGUCGAUAGUUUCAAUUGUUUCCCUUUCGGAACAGUCCUCGACGUGUCCACCUAAUCCCCAUGAGAAGGUUCAACAAUGUACAGACAAUGUGCUUCCAAACCUUAACAAACAAUCACACACUACAGAAACAGACAGAAGUAAAAUACAACAUGCCAAAGAAACAUGCAAGGACUCGAGGUUACCGGAAGUGGCCGAUUGUAUACAAGAUAUUCUAGAUCGUUGCCGAGGGACCACAGAUGCGGAGCAAACGCUACAAAGACUUAUAGACAAAGACAAAGUUGUAAGCACUGUCGACUAUUUUUGCAGGCACAUGGAAGUUUACGAAGAGCAAGCGGUAUGUAUUUCUCAAUAUCACGGAGAAACAGCAAAUUGCAGCAAAUAUGCUCAUGAUAAUUUUAAAGCCAAAUUAACUGCAGGGGCAAAUAUGGACGUCCUUAUAAUGGGAACAUGUAGGUUUCACUCUGUAGCUAGAAGCUGUCUUACCAACACAACACAGCGCCAUUGUGGAUCGAGCGCAGCAACUUUUGUUUACACCCUGCUUACGGGGCUAAUACCGCCAUUUUGCGAGACCAUGAAUCCAGAGUAUACCAACGUGCAAACAACUCGGGGUUUUAAUAAUGAAAGAAAGCAGAGCGUUGAAUCAAGCGCAGCGCAUUGUCAUUCAUCGUUAUAUGUUCUGUUCGUUUUUAUUUUUAUGCAGUUUUUUAAAUGAACAUAUUGUAACAGUCUUAAACAGAUAUGAAUCUCAAAUGCUAUUUUAUUUUUUAUGGAUUGCGCAAGAAAAAAAUUAAUGAAGAAGAUAAGCCAUACUUGGAAUGUUUUAUAAAUUUCCAGUUAUAUUAUUAUUUAAUUAUUUCUUUUAUUCCUCCAACAUUUCAAUUCAUAGUUUGAUAGAUUUAACAGAUUCUAAACGCUGUCAUAUUGCUUUUGCAAAGAUGCUCUUACAUAUUUUUAACACUUUCAAAUCACCCGAGAAUGAAGUGUUUAGUACAAACAUAAUAAUUAUGUUUGAUUAUAAGAAAACACAUAUUAAACGUUUUCCAGUGUAUGUUACGUUACUUAGACUAUGGAACGCCUAAUGUCUUAAGAUUAUAUUGACACAGUUAGCGAUUAGCAUGUGUAGAAAGCAAUGCCUAAUUGACGUGGAUCACCGAAGGAACAAAACCAUACAAGACAUGUGUGGCGUUCCAUAAAGCCCAAAAAUAUCUGUGAUAUUAACAUGUACAUAGUUGGUAUGUCUUUAAAUGACCAUACAGAUAGAAAUAAUGUUAAUACAUUGUAUAGUGUUAACCAUGUCCAUGAAUACCUGAGUUGUUACUAGUGACUUGGUACAAAACAAUGGUGAUUAAAUUACGUAUAUAUUUAAACACGGAUUUAUAUUACAUAAAUCCGUGAUUUAAAUUAAGUAUAUAUUGUACGGAAAGGCUAGAAUAGCCAUAUCUCAGCUGCUGUUGAUCUACUUUCUUUUUGCUUUACUGUAGUUAUCAUUUGCAUGCCUAUAUUUUGGAUAGUUUGUGUUGAAACCAAAGAUUCGAGGCAUAUUUGUUUAGUACCAAGCCUACAGAAUAUGUGUUUGAGUGAAUGAAUUGUAAUGAAUUAUGAUCAUAUUUAUUCAUAAAUAUCCAUUUGACAUGAAAAUGCCUAUACCUUAUGCUGACAUAAUAUAUUGUAAUUGUGCACGUUUGUAACGCUAAUUUUCAUUGGAUAAUCGUAGCGUGUAUAUAAACUACAUUUGUUGGUUCAGGGCUGUAGUCAAUUUAUGAAGUUAUUUCAUUUAUUUUUUCUUAAAUAACUGAAGUUAACUGCAUUAUACUUUUUGUUAUAAAGAUUAUUGAAAGGUUAUUUGACUGUUUAUAAACAGCUAUUUGCAAUAUAUUCCUCGCCUAGCGGCUCGGAAAAUAUAUAAAAACAACCGUUUAUAUAGGGUCACGUAACAUGUCAAAAAUCUUUAUAACUAAAAUUCACUGCUGUUGUAGAUUUAUGCUGUUAUUUCAUUUUUCCAAAAAUAAAGGAAUUGUGCCUAGAGCCUCGGACCAUAUAAGCUGAUACCUUUUAUACUGGGCAAUAUAGCUGAUCAAGAAUCUUUAUGUAUUUCGUAGGCGGUUUACAUCCAUAUUUUGUUGUAAACUUUAAGACGAGUUGUUAACGCUUUAGACUAGUAAUCUAAAGAUGUCUGACCGCGUGGGUUCAAGUCCCAUCAAGGGUAAGCCGUUGUUUCCUUGAGCAAGAAACUUUACACUCAUUGCGUAGUACUGGUUGGUUCCAGGCACGGAUUCGAGAGUGUUUUAAUAAGCUUAUAGCUUCCAACACAAUCGAACUAAGAUUUUAUAUAAUUGUUCAAUUCUGAUACUAUUAUUAGAUAAGUAUCGUAUUGAUAAACAUAUAUUGUAAUUAUUAUUUGAAAAAGAAGACUAUACGUUGUUAUAGACUUUUGUUUGGAGGUUUAAGAAAAGAGUCUGUAUUUAUUAUAUAGGCGUAUUAACGAGAAUGAUCUUUGUUUUAAUGAUCCUUUUCGGUUUAUUGGUUCUCCAAUCGACAUAUAAAUUCAGAAGUCAAAAACUGAAUUUACUGCGCAAGACUUAGUUGGAUUGGAUGUCUUGCUUUGUCAUUAUCAGAUGCUGAAAUGGUCUUGCUUUGAACUGUGUCAAGUGCCGUGUGAUAGCCGUAAAAUGUUGCCCCAUACUUCACUUCAAAGUUGUUAUUUUUUCCCUGUCCAUCAGGAUCAUUGGUUCCAACAUUUUAAGUGUUGAAAUUGAGUAUCGCUCAAGCCGGUGCCGGGUGUGAGGGAUGUUGCAUUUUUUCACCCCUCAUGUACAGACUCAAUCAAACCGAGUCUGCAAUUUUCAUGUAAUUUAGUCAUGAUAAAUGCUUCCAAGGGAUCACCCCUUUAAAAGAUAUUUAAAAAGUAGUUGACAUAGAGGCUUAGCAAAUCAAGUACGCGUACGGACCAAUUUUGAACAGUGGAAUGGUAAAACGUUUUACAUACCUCGUUUCCCUAUUUUUAUUCGUGUGAAUUAAACAAGUGUGACUAUGUUAUUCAUAGACAAUAGAAAUAUGCAAUCUAUUUUUAUCAAAUGUUUUCAUAUACACGUAUUUAUAUGUUCUGUUUCGUACUUUUUUUCUUGACUUGUAUAUUUUUUGUCUUAUUAUAUAGCAUUAAGGGUGUAUAUUUUUAUCAUUCUUUUAUUUUGUAAAAUUAUGUUCCAACCCAUAUACUAUAUUUAUAUUUAUGAUUUGUAUUGAUAUGAGAGCCAAUAACGUGGUGGUAUAAAUGGUGUAUACUCGUAUAUGUAACUUCUUGUAAAGGGGUUUUAUGGCUAAUAUCUCAGAAGCAUCAGUGUCACGUGACAGUCAUAUACUAUUUUGGUAUUGCAAAAUGACCUUUAAGAGUACAUGUACGAAACUUUUGAGCAAUGCAAUGAUGUCAGUAAUUACAAAA
This is a messenger RNA of Ruditapes philippinarum (Manila clam), 3726 nucleotides long. RefSeq lists its product as uncharacterized. The transcript is spliced from 5 exons. The record is from RefSeq and is a predicted model, not a curated record. NCBI's taxonomy places the organism in Eukaryota, Metazoa, Mollusca, Bivalvia, Venerida, Veneridae. Bases 247 to 999 code for a protein of 250 amino acids.